GGGGCUCUUGUGGGACGGAGCUUGGGGUCGUGAAGGCCCCAGGAGGGGGAUCGGGACGGAAGCUCUCGGUUCCUCGCGGGCUGACAAAGAUGUCCUCGGGUCGUGUUGCAGCAAGGGACGCCGUGUGGUGCUUCUUCCUUCCCAGGCGCAUCCUUUUGGCAAAGCCAACUCUUCAUUCCAGGAACCUGUCAGGAGUCGUACCUUCUUUUUCUUGUGUGUCCCAGAUGCCUGUGGCUGAGGGCAAGAGUGUCCAGCAGACGGUGGAGCUCCUCACCAGGAAAUUGGAGAUGCUUGGGGCAGAGAAACAAGGAACAUUUUGUGUGGACUGUGAGACUUACCACACAGCUGCCUCCACCCUGGGCAGCCAAGGCCAGGCUGGGAAGCUGAUGUACGUGAUGCAUAACUCCGAGUACCCCCUGAGCUGUUUUGCCCUUUUUGAGAAUGGGCCUUGCCUUAUUGCUGACACCAACUUCGAUGUGCUCAUGGUGAAGCUCAAGGGCUUUUUCCCGAGUGCCAAGGCCAGCAAGAUUGAGACCCGGGGUACUUGCUACCAGUACUGUGACUUCCUGGUGAAGGAGGGCACAGUCACAAUGGGUCCCAGUGCCCAUGGCAUCUCUGUGGAGGUGGAGUAUGGCCCUUGUGUGGUGGCUAGUGACUGCUGGAGCCUCCUGCUUGAGUUCCUACAGAUUUUUCUAGUUAGCCACACACCAGGGCCCCCCACAGUAUUUGGAAAUAGACAUGAUGCUGUGUACGGGCCAGCAGAUACCAUGAUACAGUACAUGGAACUCUUCAACAAGAUCCGAAAACAGCAGCAAGUGCCAGUGGCUGGAAUUCGCUAGUGACUGGCAGCUGCCCCCAUCUAAGCUGUCACCAGGGUAUUGCCCAGGAGGAACAGGUGCUGUACGCAGGGUCCUUGUCCCUGGCCCCAGCUGGUUCCCAGCUGUAGCAUGUGUUCUGGGGCUCUGGACUCCCCUCCUGACCCCAUCACAGCUGUUUUUUACUUCAUGCCUUAACUGGAUUUGGCUUGUCUUCAAGAAUGGUAAUUGUGAAGAAUGGAGAAGCUUGGGCUUUCCUGCUGUAGGGUAAAGGUAGAACAGGGUUGUCCCUGCCAGCACUGAAGGUGAAAACAGUAUGUGUCCCCUGUUCCUGAGGAUUUGGUAUAGGCCACAGUGGCCACACUGUGCAGUGUGGCUGGGCUGGGUGGAGCCCCCUUUAGCUUGAGGACCUCUCCUGGAGAUGGUUGGGUGACAUGACUGGAUUGCUCUCGAUUUCUGGCUUGUUGGCUGCAGAGAUUUGAGAACCAAGUCAGUUGGACUGUUGCUUUCAUCCUUUGAAUUCUGAUAGUUUCCCUUUCUGGCUUGCAUUGUGUGAACCCAUAGGCUAAGCUGCUGUAGCAAAGCUAAAAGCACAUUUUAUUUCUUACCUUAAUAAUUCAGGGGCAUUCAGUCCCCAGGUGCGGAAUUAACUCUAGGAUUAGCAUGAACUAGGCUUCUUAUGUCUUAUUGUUUGGUCACCCCAAUGUUUUUCUUACCACAGGAUGUAAGCACACUUGUUGGCUCCACAUUCACAGUCCACUGAGCAGAGAGAGAGUUGCUCAAAUCACUGCAGGCAUGCUUUCCUGACUCUCCACUCUUGGUUUGUUUAGGGUCUUCUGCAUUGUACUUCACAAGUUGUCCUCUUGUCACACUUGCGCCUUGAAGUCAUUCAUUGAUACCAUUGCUUACCCUACCUCACACCUGCUGCGGAAGCAGUGAACCAGGCUAGCAUUUGAGAUACAUAUAGGUAGGCUUGGGAAAAUUGCUGAUAUACAAAGUGUAGCGUGGUCCUCAGAGGACAGCUAAGCAGACUUUCCAGAGCAUGUUUGUUUCUACAUCAGCUGUGAGGCGCUGCCCAUGUUUACCCUAGCUUUGGCUGGCAGGGAAGCUCAGUAUACCUUCCUGGCUGGAGGAUCUGUUGUCCAUAUUGGUCACUGUUAUUUCCCUUUGCUUUUGUUGUUAAUGUUUAUUUUAUUAGCACUUCAAAAAUUGAGGUAUGUUUUGGGUGUCAAUAAAAUUUACAAAUACUACA
Cricetulus griseus (Chinese hamster) is the source of this 2067-nucleotide messenger RNA. The record is from RefSeq and is a predicted model, not a curated record. NCBI's taxonomy places the organism in Eukaryota, Metazoa, Chordata, Mammalia, Rodentia, Cricetidae.